CACUAGUACUUAUUACACCAUUACCAUGCUCACGUGCCGUUAACUCCUCCGUUAAAUCACUACAUAACACCGUUGCUUCUUCCCACUUCACUAUAACCUUAAACUGUGAACUGUCCCACUAGCCUGUGAACUGUCCCACUAGCUAAACCCAACAAAACAAACAAACACCAACCCUGUUUUUUCUUUCUUUUAUUCAUUCAAAGCGAGACACCAACAAGGUAAAAUAGGAAAGGAGAUUGAUUCACAAGGUGGAGCUAAGAAGAUGAAGCCCCUUUUCAUAUUGUUCAUGUUUCUGUUCACCUUGGUUUCUCUCGUGGAAUCUUCUUGUCAAGACCAGAAGCUGGUAAUAAAGGCCUUCCAAUCUGUCUCUGGAUUCAACUCUUCCUGGUUCAACAAAACAGGUUCUUCUUCUUCUUCAAACUGUUCAAGUUCCCAGAUUAGGUCCAUAGAGCUUCCAUCAAAAAACCUGAGAGGAAGCAUCUCAUGGAAGUACCUGAAGAACAUGACCAAGCUGGAGAUUCUCGAUUUAUCUGGGAACUAUCUACAAGGCCAGAUACCAAACUGGUUCUGGGAAAGCUCAAGCUUACUAGUAGUAAACCUCUCAAAAAACUGGUUAGGAGGAAGCAUUGCUUUGAAUUCAAAACCCACUUCCCAAAACGGUUCCAUUCCAAUUUCAUCACUUCAAUCACUCAAUCUCUCACACAACAGGUUCACCAAUCUGCUUCACCUCUCUGCUUUUUCCAACCUUAAAAGCCUCGACCUCUCACACAACAACCUAGGAACCUUACCUUCUGGGUUCCAAAAUCUCACCAAACUACACCACCUUGAUCUCUCAAGCUGCAACAUUAGAGGAAGCAUAAAACCCAUUUCUUCUCUUCAAUCACUCUCCUACCUGGACUUGUCAGACAACAGUUUCAACGGUAGCUUCCCCUCUGAUUUCCCUCCUCUGAAACUCAUCAAAUUCUUCAACAUCUCACAUAACAACUUCAAAUCCUUGGUUGAUUUAGACAAGUUCAAGAAAUUCGGGAAAUCAGCAUUUAAUCACGCCGGCAACAACUUCAGCGUUUCCAAAACACCAACCCUUCAUUCAAUUCCAACCCCGCCGCACCACCUUCAACAAAAACCAAAACCCAUUCACACCGAGAAGUCAAAACCCAAACCGCAUGAACGUCGUCACAAGUCAAAGCACAAAAACAGAGCCAUGAUUGCUGCGGUGGUGUCCUCUGCUUCAGGGGUCGUGGUUGUUGUUUUCUGCGUGCUGGCAUUCUGCGGUUACCGGAGGAAGAGGGAAAAUGCGAAGAGGAGCAAGUGGGCAAUCUCGACGCCCAUGAUGGCGGUGAGCGGCGUGAAGAUGACGGAGAAGUCAGGGCCGUUCGCGUUUGAGACGGAGUCAGGGACGUCGUGGGUGGCGGACUUGAAGGAACCGUCGGCGGCGGCGGUGGUGGUGUUUGAGAAGCCGUUGAUGAAUCUGACAUUCUCGGACCUCAUGGCUGCCACGUCACACUUCGGGAAAGACUCGCUUCUAGCUGAGGGAAGGUGUGGGCCCGUGUAUCGUGCUGUACUUCCAGGUGACAUCCACGUGGCGAUUAAGGUCCUUGAAAAUGCUAGAGACGUUGAUCAUGAUGACGCUGUCAACACCUUCGUUGACCUUUCGCAGCUUAAGCAUCCUAAUCUCUUGCCUCUCUCUGGUUACUGCAUUGCAGGGAAGGAAAAGCUGGUGUUGUACGAGUUCAUGUCAAACGGUGACUUAGGAAGGUGGCUGCACGAGCUACCCACGGGGGAGACUAACGUGGAAGAUUGGAGCGGCGACACAUGGGAGAUUCAAAACGGCGUCGUUUCACGAGCCUCACCUCCAGAAAAAAUGGGGUGGCCAACACGACACCGUAUAGCCGUAGGGGUAGCGCGUGGCUUAGCAUUCCUCCACCACGCCGGAUCGAGGCCCGUCGUGCACGGCCACCUCGUGACCUCCAACGUCCUCCUCGCCGACGACUUCGAGCCACGAAUCGCAGAUUUCGGGUUCCGGAAGUUCGGGAACCGGCAAUGCCCGCCGAAUUGCAGCACGGAAACGGACGUGUACUGCUUCGGGGUUGUGCUGAUGGAGCUUCUGACGGGGAAGUCCGGCACGGCGGAAACGGUGGUUUGGGUGAGGAAGCUGGUGAGGGAGGGCCACGGAGUGAGGUCAUUGGACGAGAGGCUCCAACUUGGUGGCGGUGACUCGGAGAGUGAGAUGCUGGAGAGCCUCCGAGUCGCGUACCUGUGCACCGCCGAGUCGCCGGGGAAGAGGCCCACCAUGCAGCAGGUGUUGGGCCUACUCAAAGACAUUCAUCCUAGCCGGGGAAUUGACUGAGUUGGCUCGGGUAAUAACUCGUUCCCGUGCUGUUUUUUUGGACUGUUCCAAGUUCCAACCAAUUUUCAAUGCCCACGCGCGUUGGAUAAAGUAACAUGGAUGAGUAAUUUCUCGUUACAUAUAGGAGGUGGUGAUGGUUUUGGAUCAUUUUUUUGAGUUAUUUAUGAUGGUAAUGAUUGCAAUGUAUAUACCAAAAAGUUUGGGAACGAAAAAGAAAAAGUGAGGAGUAUAAAAAAAAUUGGACAAAAUGAAGUGGGGUAGGACUAGGAGAGGACUGUGAAUUCAACAUGAAUGGGAGUGCUAUUGUUGUGUACUAGUGAUUUUUUUUGUUUUGUUUUGUUUUUGGGUAAGCAUGCAUAGGGCAGAGAUUCCCACACUUAUUACUUGUCUCUUCUAAGAGAGGCUUCAUCAUUUUUUUCUAUGUUUUUUAUUCACUUUUUGUUUAAUCUUUUCUUUUAAUUUUUAUUUUGUUUUACUCUC
This is a messenger RNA of Lotus japonicus, 2827 nucleotides long. Its product is annotated as calmodulin-binding receptor kinase CaMRLK-like. Gene Ontology annotation, molecular function: protein binding; protein kinase activity; ATP binding. Gene Ontology annotation, biological process: protein phosphorylation. The transcript is spliced from 2 exons. The record is from RefSeq and is a predicted model, not a curated record. Lineage: Eukaryota; Viridiplantae; Streptophyta; Magnoliopsida; Fabales; Fabaceae. Bases 263 to 2347 code for a protein of 694 amino acids.